Messenger RNA from Pelobates fuscus (common spadefoot toad), 4955 nucleotides. It is a transcript of the gene ARF3, whose product is annotated as ADP ribosylation factor 3. The record is from RefSeq and is a predicted model, not a curated record. Bases 133 to 678 code for a protein of 181 amino acids. Gene Ontology annotation, molecular function: GTP binding; GTPase activity. Gene Ontology annotation, biological process: intracellular protein transport; vesicle-mediated transport. The transcript has 5 exons. Gene Ontology annotation, cellular component: cytoplasm; plasma membrane. Lineage: Eukaryota; Metazoa; Chordata; Amphibia; Anura; Pelobatidae.
GUCGGAUGGAGCUCUCGCGUUAGUUGGACCGGGAUUCCGGUCGGAGAGGACAGAGGAGUCGCUUGCAGAGAGAAAGAAGGAAAGGAGAAGACAGAUAUUUAUCAUUCGCAAGGACAUCUCUAGAAAGUAGCCAUGGGAAACAUCUUUGGAAACCUACUGAAAAGUCUUAUUGGAAAGAAGGAAAUGCGAAUACUGAUGGUGGGGCUUGAUGCUGCUGGAAAGACCACCAUCUUGUACAAACUGAAGCUUGGCGAGAUUGUGACCACAAUUCCCACCAUAGGCUUCAACGUGGAGACAGUGGAAUACAAGAAUAUCAGCUUUACUGUGUGGGAUGUGGGCGGCCAAGAUAAAAUCCGGCCACUCUGGAGACACUAUUUUCAGAAUACUCAGGGGUUAAUAUUUGUGGUGGACAGCAAUGACAGAGAGCGGGUGAAUGAAGCACGUGAAGAGCUGAUGCGGAUGCUGGCAGAAGAUGAGCUGAGAGAUGCGGCUUUGCUUGUUUUUGCAAACAAACAGGACCUGCCCAAUGCUAUGAAUGCUGCUGAGAUAACAGACAAGCUGGGGCUGCAUUCACUGCGUAAUCGAGAUUGGUACAUCCAGGCUGCCUGUGCCACCAGUGGAGAUGGUCUUUAUGAGGGGCUAGACUGGCUAGCCAACCAACUGAAAAACAAGAAGUGAAGGGAAGUGACCCAACUUGAGCCUCCCCAGCGUGCACCUAACUCUUCUUCCCCCAUCUCUAUGUCCAAGUGUCCCUCUCCUGCCAAUCCAGGUUGAGGUUGACUUCUGGUAAAGACCACAAUUUCUCACCUACCCCGCUGAUCCCACAGUCGCUUUCUUUGCCAUUUUGGUUUGGAGUGGGUUUAUCAAGAGAGAUGCUUCUCCUUAUUCAUACAGCUGCUGUUAUUUGUUAUUUUGUUUUUUUUCUUCCUAUGAAGAUUUGGGGUGGGGAAGGAUAGUGACAUAUGGCAGCGCCUACCAGAGUACUCUAACCCCUGUAGACAGGGAUGGUACAGGAAAGAAUAAGGAGGCUGUGCUAUUUUGCUAAAUAUGAAACUCCCUGUAUAGAAGAUAUGAGGGACCUACUUGGCUUUUUUGUGGUUGUUUUUAAGGCUGGUUUCCUUUAUGUAUUAGAUGUUUUAAGCAGAGAAACACUUUUGCUGACAUACUGUAGGUUUUUUGUUUUGAAGGAGGAACUACCCAAGAUUGUAAGUUCAAUAAUAUAACAGGCUAUUCAUUCUAGCAAACCAUUUUAAUACCUUCUAAACCCACAUCUGAUCAUUACUAGAUAAGCAAUGAUAAUCUUGCAGUUGCAAAAUCAUUUUAGUCCUUCCUGCUUUUUCAUUAUGUUGUAAAAAAUGUUUCCUUAAAAAAAAUUAUAUUGAAUAGAUGUGUUAAAAUGAAUUAUAUAUUUCAAAACAAUUUGGGCUUAAUUUCUAAACGAGAAUUUGCAACAAAAGAAUUGCAAAUUAUGGAUUUGGUGAUUUAUUUUUUUCAGACUGUCACGGACAACAAUCUGCCGAUUCAAUAUUCAACUGGCUUUAAAAACAUUUGCCAACACAAACAUGUUUUGAUAGCUGGAUUCACAAGACUUUAAAAUACUGUAUCACUGUCAGUUGCUAGACUACUCUUAGGUGACACCCGGCCUGGCCAUAAGUUGUUUAGAACAGCUACCUUGAUAUAGAUUGGUUACCCUGGCUGUAAAAUAGUUAGAUGAUUAAUUGUUAAUUGAACACCAGGUAUACUUGAAUAAAGAUGCAUCUCCAACAAUUACUCUGUCAAAUAAUAGAAUCGAACUGUUGGUCCCAUUAACUAUCAUUUAUAUUUGCUUUUUGUUUUAUACAUAUAUUUACUCACGUAGCUGGAUUGCAGAUAAUUAUCAAGAGAGUUACAGAUUUUAGACAAUAAAAGCCAUUAUGGUAAUAACAUUGGAUAUUACAACUCUUGUGCCCUGAAGUUUGUCAUUUCUCCAAAUUGUCUGAUUUACUGAAUAAACCCCCAAGUGAUCCUAUACAAAAUAGCAUUAGUAAUGUUAAUUGGGGUAAGAGCAAUAUCUAUUCCCAUGACAUAUCAUUAGUGAAGUCUCAGUGUAUUCUUCCUGCUAAGUAAUAUAUGAUUAUUAAUUAUCAGCCGAGUGCCAGUGAAUUGAUUUUUCUCUCCUUGUAACCACUGAGUACUUUUGUUUUCUAUAUCUCUGUCUAUGAAUAAUUACUAUAAUUGUCCUUGUGUAACUAAAUUUGUCAGAUAUGCUUGUUUACCCAGUGUAGAUCCCUGAGAAAUAUGUUAGCACAUUAAAGGAUAAUAAUCAUCAAGUUAGUCCGGCCCCACCAUAAUAUACUGGUCGUAAUGGCAUAACAACUAUUUAUUUAUCUGUAAAUACAUAGCUAACUAGCUAACCUUAUCCACUCUGACAGGUCGCUGCUCAAAAACAGAUUCAAUCUUCCCAUGGGUACACUUUGAACUAAUGUGAGAGUUAAAUGUACAUGAGCUAUGCAUGCAAGUUGUACUAUCCUUUAGCACCUGCUGUAAUGAAAUAAGAGGUUAUUCAAGCACAGUACGCUCCAGUAGUUAAAACAUCACCGCCCUUAUUUAUAAUGACCAGUGCUGCUCCCAAUGAUGUCACUAUUGUAGUCUGCACUCCUUCUGUGGGUUACAUCACUGGGCGAAGGUCCAAAUCUCUGUAUGUCCAACUGCAUCUCUUUGAGUUAAAAUUAAAUGUAUGAGUGCAGAGUAAAAAGCAUAAAAUUGACAUUAAUACUUCUAUUCUAAACCAUGUUGUUUGUAAUCUUUCAUAAAUCUCAUCCUCAUCAUAGUUCUAUAAAGUUAAUUUAAAAGGGAUGCUUAUGGUAGCUAACUGUAUUAUUUGCCAUACGUUACUUGCCUGUUGAAAGAACAAAAAAAAAUGUAUACCAGAAUGAUACACAAAUGAUAUGAGGACGUUGACUGCCCGAGGCUGAUGGGAAAUCAGAUAAUGCCAGGUAAUUGACGGAGGCCAAAACAAAUACAGUAUUCAUGUUAAACCAACUUAUGACCAAUGGGACCAUGUUGUCAGUUUAGUCCAGGCUACAUAAUGACUUUAUAGUCCACAAAAAAAUUAGGUUAGACUGACAGAGUGAUUAGCAGAAAAUAACAAGACUGAGAUAUCAAUUCAUGCUAAUGCCAAAUUAUGUUGAUUUUACAUUUGAUUGUGAUCCACUCUCAUUAGAUUGAAGGAUUACUUGUUAUACAUCACUUUGAAAAAAUUGCAUCUCAAUUAGAGGACAUUGACAUCAAUUAUGUUUUAAAGAAAUAACUUGCUGGCUUUGUCCCAUAGGCUUUAGGUCUGACCCCCUCAUUUCCAACCCUUUAGAAACAAACAUCUCUUCCAAAGUCAGAUGAAUUGGAAAUUAUAUUUUUACACCAACAUAUUUUCACCCACUUUCUGGCUGGACCACCCAUUUGAAAGCCAACUCUAAACGUUUGUGUCAGGCUUCAUACUUCCUUCUCAUACAGGGGGCAUGGAAAAGAGGUCAUCAGGCCACUGGCACUACAUUCUUCCCACCCAUGGUUACAACUCAUUGGCGAAUUUUCAAGACUAAAAAACAUUUUAUGAGUUGUCUGUGAUAUUCUUUUUAAAGAAAUGAAGGGUAAAACAAUAGUUUAGAUAUAGAGCACUUAAAAAGUCAUUGUAGGCACUGUAACUGCUUCAGCUCGUUGAAGCGUUAGUGUCAGAAGUCCCUUGGUGCUAUUCUUCCGUCCAGUGUUAUACUGUUCUUAAUAUUUGAGUACUAAACAAGAAUCUCAAGCAGUCCAUCCCCUCUGUGCUGCUUGAGCUAAUGAGGAAGCAUUAGCCUGAGCAGCAUUGGAUGACUGUGAUUGACAGAGAACGUAAGCUUACCGAUUUCAGCCUAUCACAGUGCACGCUGAUGGUAUGAGUUGGUAUUGCUAGAAGGAAGUGUGUAGACUGCUAUAGCCAUACCUCCAGUAGGAACUAGGUUGCAGGUGGUCGGGAACUCUUAUUAUUGCAGAACUGCUCAGAAAUGGUUUAACAAUAACGGAGGGUCUUGUGCCAGAGGACACCAGGCAGUAUAACCAAUUCAAAAAGAUUAAAUAGUUAUAGUGCCUACAGUGUCCCUUUAAUAUGUGACAUAUUAAUAAAGGGAAACUGAAGGCAUGACAGGAAUCCAAAAAUUAAAAUCAAAUAAAAAAAUCAUAAAUGCUAAAAUGUAUGCAUUUUACAUUAAAUCCAAUUUUAAUAAAUCAGCCUUUCCAUUUUGGAUUCUGGCAGUAACCCUCUGACAGGGGUGGGACGAUCAUAGGAGAUGCAGCUAACUAUGUAGUUACAAGCAGGGCUAUUCACAAAAGUGGGAACUAAUCAGAGAUUAAAAUCAAUUCAAAAUGAAAUAAAGCUGAAUGGGAAACUUUCUUUAAGUCCACUAUGUUUUCAGUCCAACUGUUGUGGCCUAAAUUUGUAACUUUUAUUUCCGCCAGUUCACACUUUAGUUAAUAGCGCUUUAGCUGUGCCCGAAUCCUCUGCUAUGAUGAACCCUCAAGAAAAAUUCUUGACCAGAGGGAGCUGCUGGUCCUUAGACCCGUGGUUUUAUCUGCUAUUUUCCUUAUUUCCGGACCCCAGGGUGUUGUUUCUUUAAUAACUGACAAUAAUAUAUUUGUGCUACCAUUGUACCCUUACAAUACACAUUGUGCAUUUUUCGCAUAAGAGACUGUUUUGUUUAUCCAGUGAUGGUUUGAGUUGAUAUUUAUUGAUAUUGUUUGACUGUAAUUAGCUGCUGUUUGUUACUUUUCUGUACAUACAUGAAACUUACUGCCGUGACCUCCUUCCGAAUUCUUUUCUCUUUCUUCCUCCUUUGCAUCUGGUCUAUGUGUGGUGCAUAGUGGAAAGUAUGGUUUAAGCUGGAUAAUAUUUUUUGUUAUAUAUAUUUUGGAAUGUAAGCAGUAUGUAUUUAAAGUAAUUAAAAGCC